Mya arenaria is the source of this 1586-nucleotide messenger RNA. RefSeq lists its product as uncharacterized. Lineage: Eukaryota; Metazoa; Mollusca; Bivalvia; Myida; Myidae. The transcript is spliced from 4 exons. Bases 27 to 941 code for a protein of 304 amino acids. The record is from RefSeq and is a predicted model, not a curated record. Gene Ontology annotation, molecular function: protein binding.
GUACCGACAUUAAGACCCGGUAGUUUAUGUUUGCGCCUCCUCUUUUGCGCCUUUCAAACAUGGCAGACGAACUGCUUAAGAGAUUGUGUACAGUCAUUGAAGUGUUAAUACUUGUCGUUCUUAUUGCAAUGCUCUGCAUUGUGUGGACCAAGCCGGACUGUAGGCACACAGACAGUGACUCAGAGGAAUGUUUGUUUGCAUACGAUGGAGCUGAGAAACAGGAGCAAAUUCAAACAGAAACAAUCAUAAAAGUGGAUUCUACGGAACCUUCGUGUCCUAAAUACAACCUUGAAAAAAGACUCAUUGAACGCGUGAUUAAGAAUGAAGUGGAAAUAAAACACCUGCAUGACGAUAUAUCAACGGUUCGUGAAGAGAUCGGGGAGAUGACCCGCAGGAUUAAUCAGUUGGAUCUCGCCUCUGGUUUCCGCUUUGAGCAGUUGUCCCAGAGUCUAAUAGAGAACAUGACGCGUUCUCUCGCGGAGCUUGAAACUGCCCGAGAUAUGGUGACAGAAAUGACCCGGCUCAAAGGAGCCAGUAUAUGGCCGCCAAAAAUACAGUUCACUGCCAAUAGCCCAUUUGACAAAUAUUUGGACAAUGGACAAACUAUAGUGCUAAAGAAUGUGGUCAUCAACGAUGGUCAAGGGUACGACCCAAAUACAGGCAUAUUCACGUGUCCCUUCAGCGGUCUUUACACAUUCUCUUUCCAACACUGUGUGCACAGGGGAAAAUAUUCUCACGUCGGCAUAGUGAAGGACAAUACCCUGCUCAUUGCUGGUGUAGCGUUUGGUACCGAGUGGUACCCUUGUAGUUCUAUGCAAGCGUUUGUCAGUCUGAAGAAAGGUGAGAAGGUUUGGAGCAAGGCCAACUGGGAAAGCUUCCUUUUCCAUAGUGAAACAAGGUGGACAAGUCUUAGUGGGGUAUUGCUGCGUUCUGAAUCUUGAGUGAUGUGCACAUGCUGUCCAUCUUUGAGGCAGAGAAACUGAUAUAUUUUAUGGUGGUUAGAACGUUAUAAUAAACACAAAGUCAUACAUCAUAAAAUGUAUAUAUAUAUAUAUAUAUGUUUAUAUUAUCAUGGCUUAAAUAAGAUCAAAGUAACACUCAAAUCGUAAAUCAUACAAGUUCAAACAACGCGUUACUGGUUUCUUAUGUUAACCAAAUGGAUAAAAGUGUUGUCAAUGUUAAGUUACACCAUUGGCUAAUGUAUUUGUAUUAUGUAUACAAAAAUUUGCUUCAUAACAUAUAUUAAAAUUGUUUGUAUUUCCAGAUGACUGAAUAAGAUGUACAAUUUGUAUUAAUGCUUGAAAUUUCAAACCAUUUCAUAUUUCAUCCGACGGAAAAGUAACCAUUACCUUAUAAAAGAUCGAUAGUGUUGCUUUAGAUUAUGGUCUUAAACUAGAUUUGUGUCGCAUAUGUUUGUGUGGGCAACUAAAAAUCAAGGAUUUUUCAGUUUUCUGUUCAUUAAUUCUACGUAAAUCGAUUCUAACGAAUACUACAUAAAAUAGUUUCAUGGAGUAUAUUCCAGUCAGUCUUCUUUUCCUACCAAGGCUUACUUCUCUACUACUGUUAGUAAUAAAAGGUAGCAUGUC